GUCAGUUACGGAGUUGGAGACGAAAAGCUGUGCAAAUCGCCAUUCCUCGUCUUGCCAAAAAAAUUUCCGAUUCAAUUUCUAGGGUUUCGGCAGAAGAAGAGAAGUGCUCCGCGAAACUCCAACAAGCCCUAAGUCCGUCACUCUCAAAGCUUCUUCUCAAGUACCAAUCGCAAUCGUUUUUCUCCCUACUCUUCGCUCUCUUCGCGUCUCACCGGAAUAUAAAUCUGGAUAAACCUAUGCCGUCGACGUCGCUAGCGAACGGUACUGUGAACGGAAACGCAGAUUCCGUGCCUCUUGGUGUCGGAGGAGAGAGAGCCGAUGUUGUGGCGGUGUUCACGGAUGAUAAGCCCGGAGUGUCCAUGAUGGAGCAGUUGGUUCCUGAGAUUACAACCCACGCGCUCAGUUAUUUGGAUUAUCCCAGUCUUUGCCGCUUGUCCAUGACGAACUCCUUGAUGAGGAAGGCUGCUAAUGACGAUAAUGCUUGGAAGGCCCUUUAUCACAAGGAUUUUACGCUGGAACAAGUUAGUGUAACACCAGUCAAUGGGUGGAAAGCAUACUAUGCAGCUACUAGAGCAAUCAUUAGUGUGAAUACCGAAUUCUUCAAUAUCAUCAGAGAGAGGUCUCUUCAAGAAAUGGCUCAAUUAUGGCUGAACUCGGACUAUGUGAAGUGCAUCCAUGCCUCAGGCGAACUUUUCUCUGGGUACAACGAAGUGAUGCAAAGCUGGGAACUUUGUUUCAACUGGGAACAAGGGUUUGACUUUCAGGUCCACAACGUUCGGAGUCGGAUACUAACAGACAUGGCUUGGGUCACCAUGAAAGCAUACCUGAAUGUGGACGCUGGUCCAUUCCUCAUCACCAAUGUGUUUGAGUUCCACAAUGGGAGGUGGCACAUGGUUCAUCACCACAGCUCAGUGAUGCUCACCGAUGGCGUCAAUCAACAGGUUUAAUGAAUGAUAUUAAUAUUUUUAGUUUUGUUUUCCCUCUCUUCUUUUCAUUUUUUGGUUUCCUUUAUAAGGGAACCUAAAAAAUAAGGAAGAAGGAACUGCGUAUUGGAAAUCUUAUUAGAUUAAAAAUAGUGUUUAUUAAUUUGAUUUUUAACGAUGUACUGAAUGCUUUUUCUACAGUUGCUCUU
This is a messenger RNA of Eutrema salsugineum, 1132 nucleotides long. RefSeq names its product F-box protein SKIP8. The transcript is spliced from 4 exons. Lineage: Eukaryota; Viridiplantae; Streptophyta; Magnoliopsida; Brassicales; Brassicaceae. Gene Ontology annotation, molecular function: protein binding. Bases 237 to 947 code for a protein of 236 amino acids. The record is from RefSeq and is a predicted model, not a curated record.